AUGUUAAAUUUGUUUUAUGUAAGUGAGGAAGUAUAUUCUUAUGAAAAUGAGGAUAAAAUAAAAAAAGCAUUAGAGUUUGAUAGAAUAGGAGAAGUAUAAUUAGAUUUAGAAAAUAAAUCAAUAAGUUAUAAAAUUAAUCGUAGAAAAUGUAUUAGAUUAUCAGAUUUAAUAUUUUGGAUUGUAAUACAUUUUCAUUUAUAUUUAUAUAGGAAUCCGAUUUUAUUCGUAUUCAUUUAGGAUAAUUGCUUUAUUUAUUUGUUCAAUUAUUAAAUUAAGUAUAACUAAUUGAAUCUUAAGGAAUUGAACAUAAUUAUCUUGAUUUAAAUAGAAUUUGGCUUCAUUUAACAGAAAAUAGUUAGUAUCCUGCUCUUAUUUAUCAAAUAUUAAUAUAUUCAAUCCAUUUUACAGGAUAUUAAUGUCCAAUUUAUGAGAAAUCUAAAUUUUUACAAAAAGCAUCUAGUAAAAUGAAAGAAAUUAUAUAAAUUAUCAUCAAUCGUUGUUUUAAUAGAAUUCAUUUAAAAUGGACUAAUAAUGAUAAAAGGAAUUAAAUAUAUAAUGAAAUAAUGAUACCAAUAAUUAAUUUAUGUAAAUCAUAAAAUUCAAAUAAUUAUGAUAUCAUAAGAUGCAUUUCAGAUUUAAUGAAGAAAUAUAAUUAUAAAGAAGAAUUAUAGAAUAAAUUAAUUUAAUGUUUAGAUAUUGAUGAUAAUUGUAAUGAUUAUAUAAACUCUNUAAUUUCUCUCUUCAAUUAAAAUUUUCUAUUUUCUAAACACUAAAUAUUUUUCAAUCAAUUUUCGUUUUAAUAUUUUAACUCGUCUACAGGUAAUAAUCCAAUAUAAUAACUUCCAGAUCAAAACUCAUUAAUAAUUUUCAUUAUGAAAAAAACAGGGUAAAAGCUUAAAUAAAAUAACAUUCUCAUAAAACUUAAAGUUCUAAGACUAUCCACUUUUGCAUAAUUAAACUCUCCGGAUUUUCAUUAAAUUUUCUUUCUAUUUAUUUGUGUAAAAUUAGAAAUUUUAUCUCAAACCUUUCAUAGUAUAUUUCAAACUUUAAUUAAAAUUCUUAUAAUUGAAUAUAUUAAAUUCUCAAUUAGCAUUGCCUUCUUAAAAAAAAAUAAUAACCUUAUUCUAUUAGGAUCUAAAUAUUAAUGA
Messenger RNA from Paramecium pentaurelia, 1148 nucleotides. The record is from the annotation of a GenBank genome assembly. Lineage: Eukaryota; Ciliophora; Oligohymenophorea; Peniculida; Parameciidae.